Contarinia nasturtii (swede midge) is the source of this 3215-nucleotide messenger RNA. Its product is annotated as cyclin-dependent kinase-like 2. The transcript is spliced from 8 exons. Gene Ontology annotation, biological process: protein phosphorylation; intracellular signal transduction. Gene Ontology annotation, molecular function: MAP kinase activity; ATP binding. The coding region runs from base 546 to 2813 and encodes 755 amino acids. NCBI's taxonomy places the organism in Eukaryota, Metazoa, Arthropoda, Insecta, Diptera, Cecidomyiidae. The record is from RefSeq and is a predicted model, not a curated record. Gene Ontology annotation, cellular component: nucleus; cytoplasm.
AUGGUCGCAUGCCGUGCUGACUUCGACGGCACUCACAACACAUUUCUUUUUUUUAUUGUAACAAACAACCCAAAUUAAUAUUGUUGUCGGAACAAUUUUUUUUGAAGAGAAGUGUCUGUUUUGAUAGUCUUUGGUGUAGUUUUUAUAGAGAAUUAAAAAAAUCAUAUUAUUGACAAUUUAAACUAAAAUUUCAACGUCGAAUGUGUAGAAUCAUAACAGAGGACUGAUCCUUUUGAGAAAAAAGAAACUUCGUCAUAAAACAAUUUAAGGGAGUCGCAGUAGUUUAGUGAAUUAGAAGUGGCAAAACUGAUACUAAACCAUUCGAUUCGGAAUUUAAGCAAGGACACUGUUUUUCAGGUUCACGAUACGAAAUACUUUGGCGUCAUUUUAUGUGUCAAAGCCAAAGAAAAACCAUCUCUAAAAAGAACGAAAUGCAGGGACAUUUGAAAUAAUGUAAAAAACUAAUUCGGAUUUAAAAAAAGGAAAGUUUCAAUUAAAAGUUUCUGUGUCGCCUUUGGAAAGUGGCCGAUUUAGAAACGUGAAUUAUGGAAAAAUACGAUAUAAUAUCGGUGGUGGGUGAAGGAAGUUAUGGUUUGGUGAUGCGAUGUCGACACCGUGACUCCGGUCAGUAUGUGGCGAUUAAAAAAUUUCUCGAAACCGAAGACGAUCCAACCGUGCGUAAAAUGGCCCUGAGAGAAAUACGAAUGUUAAAGAAAUUACGCCAUGAAAACUUAGUCAAUAUGAUCGAAGUAUUUCGGCGGAAGAAACGGUUUUUCCUCGUCUUUGAAUACCUAGAGCAUACGGUUCUUGAGGAAUUGGAGGCAAGGAGCGGAGGCCUAGGCUAUAUUACAUCACGGAAAUAUAUUUAUCAAGUUUUACGUGCUUUGGAUUUCAUCCAUUCGCAUGAUGUGAUUCAUCGUGACAUAAAACCGGAAAAUGUGUUGGUCUCCCGUUUGGGUGUGAUAAAGCUAUGUGAUUUUGGAUUUGCUCGACCAUAUUCGGAAAAUGAAACGUUCACGGAUUAUGUUGCGACUCGUUGGUAUCGUUCUCCCGAGUUAUUAGUUGGUGACCGAUAUGGCAAAGAGGUGGACAUUUGGGCCAUUGGUUGUUUAUAUUGUGAAAUGAUGACUGGCGAACCAUUAUUUCCGGGUGAAAGUGAUAUCGAUCAGUUAUUCCAAAUAGUUCGUAUUCUUGGCAAAUUAAGUUCACGCCAUCAAAUUUUGAUAAUGCGAAAUGCAAUGUUUCGUGGCAUGAAACAAGAGCAAAAUACAAGCUUAACGCAAAUGUUUCCAAAUUGGAAUCGUGACAGCAUUGAUUUUUUAAUUCAAUGCUUAAAAAUGGAUGGCAAUGCUCGACCCGACACCGCUAAACUUUUAAAACAUGAUUUAUUUGUGCGUGAUAAUUUCAUCGACAAUUUCUUGAGUGAACUUCGUGCAAAACUUGCACAAGAGAUGCAAGUGAAUCCAUUACUUAAACGUAUACCAAGCUAUGGUUCAAAUGGACGAUGGAAUAACGAUGAAAAAAAGUCAACAAACAUCGAUUCAAAUAAAAAUCCAAAAAAAUCAAGCGGAAGAGACAAAAAAACGAAUGAAAAGCCAAAUAAAGUGAACCUCUCCGUGUUAUCAACGCAAUUACUUCAACCGGUUGUGGCAAAAUCAAUACAACAACAACCAUCGUCCGAAACGAAUACUACACAAAAUAAACUGUCAAAUGGUGAUUCGGCGAACGAUAAGGUCAACGCUAAUGAUGAAUUGUUGAAUGCAAAUCUAUCAUCGAAUAAACAAUCCAAUAGCACAAUUAAUGGUGAUGUUAAUCAGUCAGCAAAUGAUAUGACCAAUAAACAAAUUUCGAUAAAUAAUCUAACGUUCAAGGAUGGUAAUAAAUAUUCAAGAAUUUUAUCAGCCAAAUUGAAUAAAUCGAACGGAGUGAGCGGUGAAAAAGGUCAAACACUUCAACCACCAUCAUCACCAAUUCCAUUCCAAUCGCUUCAACCGGAAUCGUUGCUUACGUCUACCGAACUUACAAGUACUCUGCUUCAAAAUAAACGUCUUUCGCCUGUCACGAACAUCAUCACCACCACCUACAACAACAACAAUACAAAUGCUGCCAAUAAUAACGCCACCGUCAGUAAUGCACUUCUACUCAAUGGACAAAAUCUACCACAACAAUACUUCAAUUAUCGACGGCAUUCGAAUGUGCUUGGUGUUUCCGAUCAGAUUACCUUCCCCAAAGCCAAUCAACUAAGCAAAUCCAUUGUAAAUCAAUCAACCAAUCAAAUUCCAUUCAAUGUUCGGGCUGGCGGUGUUAUCACCAAACGCGAUCGAGACCGUGAUCGAUCACAAAAUCUCAUCGAUGCCACAUUGAAACCAUUGAAUAGCACCACUUUGAAUUCCAUUUUAGCUCAUGAUACCAGCACACAAAAUGUACAACAAGUCAAAGAUUCCAGUCCGCGUUUACUACCACCACCGCAAUGGUUGACGGGCAAUUUAAAAUUUACCGCACAAGGAAAAAUCGGGAAUGCAAUCAAUGCAACAAAUGCCAAUAGCAAACGACGAAUCACCGAUUGGAAGAGUGUUGGCCUUACCAACAAUAAUAUUGGAACAACGCACAAACACAACGAUAGUAUUAAUAGCAACAGCAAUGAUCUCGUACUCCCCAAUUGUCCAGGCGCAAUAAGUCCAAAGAAAUUGAAUAGUAAUAGUUUGAAGAAGAAACUCUCAACGUUAUCGAGCAUAUACCAGGAAUCAAAUCAUAACCUUACUACUACACCGCGAAAUUUUUCAGCAUCUUCGGACCAUAUAAAUGAGACAUAACGUUAACGGCAUCGUCAUUGCCUUUAAUAAAAAGGUGAUUGAUGGUGCUGUAAUGUUGCUUAAUUGGAUGAUAAGAAUCUGAGAGACGGCUGGUGUUGUUGUGCCAAAAAUUCGUUACGAAAUUCAAUUUAAUUCAAAAGUCAAAAAUGUCUUUUUUCUCAAUUGUGUAAGAUCUUGUUCACUUUAUCUUCAGCGAAAACAAAAACUAUUUUCAAUUGCUACUCCAGGAUAAUAUUCUCUCUGUAAAAAGUAUACUCAUGUUAGACCGUAAAUUUGGCUAGUAAGUAAGACUCAGUAAGGGAUUGAACUAAAAAUUGAGCAAAAGCUAUGCGAACCCACUUAAAAUUGCAGUUAUUUGAACGCUCCAACCGUGAAUAGUGGGAAGGUAAGUUGGUGCUCCCA